Messenger RNA from Fragaria vesca subsp. vesca, 2123 nucleotides. RefSeq names its product F-box protein At4g00755-like. NCBI's taxonomy places the organism in Eukaryota, Viridiplantae, Streptophyta, Magnoliopsida, Rosales, Rosaceae. Bases 521 to 1708 code for a protein of 395 amino acids. The record is from RefSeq and is a predicted model, not a curated record. The transcript is spliced from 5 exons. Gene Ontology annotation, molecular function: protein binding.
CAACCCUUUUCUUCUUCUUCUUCUUCUUCCCCCCAAAAGGUAAAGUUCGAUGCUUUCUUCCAAUCCCAUCUUCUCUGAUUUAUAAAGUUCUCGCCUAUCUCUCUUGUUUCUCUCCAAUUUUGAUGCGAUUUGUGUUGUUCUGUUUUGAAUCCCUAAGUUCCCAAUUUUUAUGUAUAAUUCUCGAUUCUGAUGUAUAACAAUUCGAAACGUUUCAUUGGCUAUUGAUAAUCUCAAUAUUGAAUUGUGGUUUCAAUUCUGCAAAUUUUGGAUAUUCAUGACCUGGAGAACAGUAAUUGAUCUGAGGAAUGUGAUCAGUUUGAUUUUGUUUUAUCAAAUUAGUAUUCUUCAGUAGUUCUUCAGGAUUUGCAUGCUUUGCUAUGUUUUGAUUUUUAGGAUUUAGUGGUUUUGGGAUGAAAGCUUGAUUCAAGUUUUCUAGUUUAGAUUACAUGGAAUGAUUUGCAUUAUUUAAAAUCGGUUUUGUUUUCUAAUUUUUUUCAAUGAUCAUUGUAAGCUGGACUGAAUGGUUUAUUACAAUGUGGAUUCAGGUCUUGAAGCUGAGGAAGGCAUCCGGGUUGUGUUUAUGGGUAUGUCGGAGUUAAUUGAUAUAGCUCCUUGUAUCGAUUGGUUGAACGGGCUUGAACCUGACAUGUCGGUGAAGGUCCUGACCUGUUUAGACAAUCCAAAGGAUCUUGUUCAAGUUAGUACUGUCUCACGCACUUGGCAUUAUAUUGUGGUAGAAAAUGGUCUAUGUAAGAAGCUGUGCUUGAGAAUGUUUCCUCAGUUAUCUAGAGUUGCUCAUGUUGUCGAGUUACACGACUCUGAUGCCAAAGAGUGUGCGGAUGUUGGAUCUAGCAAUUCAAAGGAAUGGGACACGUUGGAAAGGGAGCAUAGAGUCUACGCCUUUUUAGCUCAUGCAUGUACAUCUUUCCCUGCUAGUGAUUGCAUUUCAGGGGCAAUCAGUGCUUCCAGCACCGACAAUUUUCCGGAAGAAAGCAUUAACAAUACUCUUUACCCAAGCACGAGGGUUGGGCAGAGAGCUUCAUACUGGUCAAGUAAAGGCCAAAAGAACCCUGCAGUGCCUGAGAUGCUGACUUACAAGUUGAAGUCUGAUCUUAUUAUAAUUACUGAAAUCAACGUACAUCCUUUCCAAGCUUACUUCCAGCGUGGACAACCCAUAUAUUCUGCCGCUGGCGUUCGAUUUCAUAUGGGGCAUGCCAAAUUCCCUAUUGAUGUAGAGAGUGACCCAAUGAAGGAAUCAUGCCAUGAUGACAAGUUUGAGUGGGCUUACACUUCACAAGUGUUCCCAAUGGCUCAGAAGGACUGCUUGCAGACUUUUAAGCUUCCAGAACCAGUUCUUUGCAUAGGUGGAAUUUUGCAGAUUGAGUUAGUCGGGAGGGUUCAGAGACAAGAAAUGGAUGACCUGUUCUAUAUAUGUGUGUCUCAUGUUGAAGUCAAGGGGAAAUCACUAGGACCUGCAUUUAGUGUUGAAACCAAUGUACCAUCUGGGUUGUUUGUGUUGAAGAGACAAACCAAGUUCAACCAACCAAGCUCACCUGAGAACAAGUUCAAUGCUAAUUCCACUGGUGAUUUGGAGAGACACGUUAGAGAAAUGCUUCCCAUUGUGCUGCAUGGAAAUGUAGUGGAUUUUGAGGAAUAUUAUGAAUGGGAUGAUGCCGAUUAUGAGACAGACGAGGAGUUCGUGGUCUAAAUCAUUUGUGGUUAUGAUUUUUCAUUGUUCAUUUUUUCUUUUUAAACUCAGCUUCUAUCCUGCUUUGAACUGGAUAGCAGCUCCAUCUGUGGCUACUUUUCUUGAGCGCUAGACUAUAGUGAGAGUGAGAGUGAGAGUGAUGGUGUCAUAAACUGUCGGUGUAGCUAUCUACUUAAGGUAUUAUCGUAUUAUACAAUUAGCAAUUGUUAUAUUAGGUAUGGUAAUAUUAAGAAUCAGUCUGCUGAUGCUCUGGGUUUUGGAAGGUGUCCAACAAACCUGUAAGGUCAUCCUCGAUUCCAUUCUUAAUAUUCCUUGUAACCAACCCUGUAAAUGUAUGUCUGCCAAAUCUUUACCUAUGAAGUUUUGUAUUCUGAUGUCAAAAUGCAUAGUUCCAUAAUUACGGAAGUUUGAUGUG